UGCUUAAAUAUGGUUUCUUAGGUACCCAAAGCAAAGAGUAUUAAUUAAUAUUCCUGUCUUUAUCACUCCCACUUGAUUUGAGUUAUUCAAUGUUUUAUAUAUUAUCUAUAUGUAUUCUUCAAUCAAACAUGUUCUACUGAUUUUAUUCAUUUGAAUAAACUUAAAUCUCUUCUUUCUUUAGGGAUAAUCUCAAAUCAUGAAAUUUGGUUGAACAAACUUUUCAAGUAACCAUCUGAUCAAUCCAAUAAUGAUUGUUUAUUUGCUUUAAGGAGGAAACUUCUGCCUUAGUUUUAUGGUUCUAAAAUUAGGGAAGUUUUAAUAUUUUUGUGAGAAUUAAUUUCUUAGUGGAACAGAACUAAGCAUCCUCAUCCUUCAUCAAUGGAGGAUUUUGUGUUGCCAAGGCUGUACAACUGUUACAAGUGCCAGAACCCAGUAUCUCGUCAUGAUGAUAUAGUUUCUAAAGAUUUUCAGGCAACGCAUGGGAGAGCCUUUCUGUUUUCUCAUGCGAUGAACAUAGUUCUGGGGCCCAAACAGGACAGGCAGCUUAUGACUGGUCUUCACACAGUAGCUGAUGUUUACUGCAAAGAUUGUGGAGAAGUUUUGGGAUGGAAAUAUGAGAAGGCCUAUGAGCAAUCUCAGAAGUACAAAGAAGGCAAAUUCAUUCUUGAAAAAUUCAAGAUUGUAAAGAAUAAUUAGUAGCACAAUUUGCACAGCUUGUGUUCAAACUUCCCCAUUAAUUUGUAAACCAUUUAUUGGAAGUAUGGGAUUUCAUUAUUUUCAUUACAUUAAUCUCAAAUGUAGAAGCUGAUUUUCUUUUCUUUC
Cannabis sativa is the source of this 822-nucleotide messenger RNA. RefSeq names its product protein yippee-like At4g27745. NCBI's taxonomy places the organism in Eukaryota, Viridiplantae, Streptophyta, Magnoliopsida, Rosales, Cannabaceae. The record is from RefSeq and is a predicted model, not a curated record. Bases 379 to 696 code for a protein of 105 amino acids. The transcript is spliced from 2 exons.